Molecule: messenger RNA, 2663 nt
Organism: Labrus mixtus (cuckoo wrasse)
Lineage: Eukaryota; Metazoa; Chordata; Actinopteri; Labriformes; Labridae
Gene: mtif2
Product: mitochondrial translational initiation factor 2
Exons: 14
Coding region: 116-2248 (710 amino acids)
Biological process (GO): translational initiation
Molecular function (GO): translation initiation factor activity; GTP binding; GTPase activity
Source: RefSeq, a predicted model, not a curated record
CUGGUGCUUCACUCUGACGUCAGUUAACUGUCAUGGCGGCUCCCUGUCGGAGGUUUAGCUCACGGUGAAACUGUUUUCAGGAUGAGCUGAGAGGACAAACACGUCGCUGACAGGUAUGAAUGUGAUGUCAUCAGUGGUGCGAGGGGCCCGGCGGCUCGCCCACGCUGACCCGGCUCUGCUCAACAACUUCCUGUCUCUGCCCCUCCUCUGUCCUACCCGGAGCUCCGCCCCCGUGCUCACCUGUCCACAGAGCAGGCGGUUCGCCUCCAAACAGGUCAAAGGUCAUAAGAAGGAGAAGAAGACCCAGAAGGCGAAGUCCAAAGAGGACAAACAGGAAGUGGAGAUCAGACAGACGAUGACGGUGGCGGCGCUCGCCAAGGCCAUGAACAAAGACUUUGAUCACGUGGUGGAGGCUCUGCUGAACACGGCGGUGGACCUGGACUCUCUGGAUCCGGACUCGGUUCUGGACGAGAGGUGGAUCAAGGAGGUGGUGACUCGCUCGGGGAUGAAGUUCAGAUGGGCCAAACUGAGCGAGAGCCGAGAGCGAGUCAACAAAGACGCACGCAGGAGGCCUCCAGCCGACCCGUCCAGCCUGAAGCCCCGCCCCCCCGUGGUCACCAUCAUGGGUCACGUGGAUCACGGUAAGACGACCCUGCUGGACAGUCUGAGGAAGAGCCAGAUCGUUUCCACGGAGGCCGGAGGAAUCACGCAACACAUCGGAGCCUUUCUGGUCCAGCUGCCUACAGGUGAGAAGAUCACCUUUCUGGACACUCCGGGUCACGCUGCCUUUUCCUCCAUGAGAGCCCGUGGAGCCAACGCCACGGACAUCGUGGUCCUGGUGGUGGCGGCCGACGACGGCGUCAUGAACCAGACGGUGGAGUCCAUCCAGCACGCCAAGAAAGCCAAAGUCCCGGUGAUCGUGGCGGUGAAUAAAUGUGACAAACCGCACGCCGACCCUCAAAGAGUCAAACAGGAACUACUCGCUCAUGACAUCGUCUGCGAGGAGUUCGGAGGAGACGUUCAGUCGAUCCAUGUCUCCGCUCUGAAGGGUGACAACCUGCUGGCUCUGGCCGAGGCCACGGUGGCGUUGGCCGAGGUUUUGGAGCUGAAGGCGGAGCCAACUGGCGCCGUGGAGGGGCUCAUCAUCGAGAGCCGCACGGACAAAGGCAAAGGUCCUGUGACGACGGUUAUCAUCCAGCGGGGAACGUUGAAGCGAGGUUGCGUCCUUGUGGCGGGGAAGAGUUGGGCUAAAGUUCGCUUCCUGUUUGACGAGAACGGGCGGGUGGUCACGGAGGCGGGGCCUAGUGCAGCGGUGGAGGUGGUUGGCUGGAAGGAGCAGCCGUCUGCAGGAGAGCUGCUGCUGGAGGUGGAGUCAGAGCAGAGGGCGAGGGAGGUGACGGAGUGGAGGAGUUAUGAGGAGGAGCUACAGAAGCUGCAGGAGGAGCAGGGCGCCAUCGAGAACAAACAGAAGCUUCACCUGGAGGAGUACAGGAAGGAGAGGGCGGGGCUUGAGCACCUGACCUGGAGGCAGAGGAAGUGGGCUAAGUACAAAGCCAACAGGACGCAGUACGCCACGAGGCCGAGCGAGAAGAUACAGAGCGACGAGCCCUGCCUGCCAAUCAUCAUCAAAGGAGACGUGGACGGCUCGGUGGAGACGCUCCUGAACAUCGUGGACAGUUACGAGGCGGAGCAGCAGUGUCAGCUCGACGUGCUGCACUUCGGCGUCGGAGACAUUUCAGAGAACGACGUCAACAUGGCCGCCACCUUCACAGGGUCGAUAUACGGCUUUAAUGUGGCGGCGAGCAAGUCCGUCCAGCAGCUGGCGGAGAGGCGCGGCGUCCCACUGCGACUUCACAAAGUCAUCUACAGACUGGUCGACGAGCUGAAAGACGAGCUGAGCAGCAAACUGCCUGCCAUCAUCUCCGAGAGCAUCAUCGGUGAGGCGACGGUGCUCGCCAUGUUCGACGUCACCGUGGGGAAGAAAAAGAUCCCGGUGGCGGGCUGCAGGGUUCAGAAGGGUCAGCUGGACCAGAGACUGAAGUUCAGACUAAUCCGAGGCAGAGACACAGUGUGGGAGGGUUCUCUGUCGGCGCUGAAGCACCACAAAGACGACGUGCAGACGGUGAAGGUGGGGAUGGAGUGCGGUUUGUCGGCGGACGGUCACGGAGACAUCAGGACUGGUGAUGUCAUCGUCUGCUUCGAGGAGGUGGACACUCCGCAGGUCACCUCCUGGGACCCCGGCUUCUGACAGCCGAGAAGCAGAGGAUCAUGGGAAGUGAAGUCCUGUGGACAGAAAGCCUAACAGCAUGCUGACACUGUGACUUCCUGCAGAUGUUUAAAUGUAAUUAUUGAAUCAGAAGAGACUCUCGACUCUUUUAUUACAAACAGGUGACUGUUUGAUGUGUUCUUCAUUUUCUCCUUCACGUCUUUAAAAACUGAACACCUGAAGCUUCCUGAUGUUUUUACACUCACUUUAUGAACUUGAUCCAAAGAUGGAGCCGCUUUACAGAGUUCGAUGAAUAGUGCGCCUGACCCAGAACUUCCACCAGAUAAAUGUGCUUUACGUGUCCGCUCCGCUAUCUGCAACACCCACAGGCUGACAUCAGCACGAGGUUAUACCAUGUUUGUGGUAUAAAGAAACAUAAACACAUCAACACCUAAAA